Molecule: messenger RNA, 261 nt
Organism: Symbiodinium sp. CCMP2592
Lineage: Eukaryota; Dinophyceae; Suessiales; Symbiodiniaceae
Source: the annotation of a GenBank genome assembly
AUGGUGUUCUUGCGAUGUGGAGGGCUUCUGUCCUUGUUGGUCCAGGCGGCUGCAUACCCGGGGUCCAUGAGCUGCGACUUCGCAUGUAUGGGCGGCUACACACCUGGAAGCUCUUUCACCUACAUGGGUAUCGCAAACGUAGGAGCUACGUCGGGCGACACGUGCAAGAUUGCCACAGAUGUGCCGACCGAGGGCUACACCGCUGGAGGGUCGCACCGUGUCUCAACACAAGCGACGCGUUGCGCACCUCCCAAGUCCUAG